Messenger RNA from Cladocopium goreaui, 1794 nucleotides. The record is from the annotation of a GenBank genome assembly. NCBI's taxonomy places the organism in Eukaryota, Dinophyceae, Suessiales, Symbiodiniaceae.
AUGGCUCGCCGUGGGAAAGGCAGAGAUGAUGAGUCAGAGAAGUCUCGAGAACGUGGAAGGUUCAUGGGGGAGCCUGUCGUUGCACCCGAAGCAGAACAAACUGUCAACAAGGAACCGAAAAGAUCCCGCGGUCCAGGUGCGAAGGCCGCCCCCGCCAAGCCCAAGAAGAAGGGCACUAAGCCGAAGGCAGACGAAGACUCCCGAACUGGCAACCGCCGGAUCAACACUGACACCUACAAGAGUCAGAGGGCCGUGAAAGAUUUUGUGGAUUGCCAUUUCGUGGAUUGGAUUGUGGCAUGCGAUCCAACAUAUCUACCCAGGGAUGUGUUCCAGUACGAGAAGCGCAGCCGGGAAGAGAAGCAAGAGGUCUUGGAUGGGGCAACCGACCAGUACAACCGUCGCAACAAGCCGGCAGAAUCGACGGGCUGGUCUUCUGCCGAGAUCCACAAGUACAUGCAGUGGCAGCUUGACCUUUAUUCCAAGGGAAAGCUGAAGAAGAGUCAGGUGGGAGGAUACGCUUGGAAGCUCCCCAAGCGAGACCCCAACGGUCAGCCACCUCCGCUUCCAGAAGAAGUUCUGGAAUUUCACAAGAAGAAAAAGAAUGCCAAAAAGGAGGACGAGACAGAGGAGGAGGACGAGGGCGACGACGAGGAAUAUUCCGUGGAGGUGUCCAAAAGCGGCAAGAUUUCCCUUGUGGAGAACGAGAGCGGGAGAAAGGUGGCUUUGCCAGCUUUGACAAAGAAGGGGAAGGACUACUUCGUCUACUACUCAGACAAGGACGACCAGUGGGUGUUGGGCGGUGGCAAUCCGGAUGACUGUGAACCAGAAUUUUGUGAAGUCAUCUUUGGCCGUGACAAGCCUGACAAGACCGACGUGGCGAAGCGGAAGCCGGGUGACAAGGCGAAGGGUGACUCUGGACCGUCUGGAGACCGAGAUCAUGGAAUUGCCAGCAAGCCACGAGUCAUGAAGGGGAUGGCCCUCUUCAACCUGGAGCACGCACCAGCAGCCACGCAGGAAAGUGAGAAGGAUGAGGCUGAGGAGGAACCCGAUGGUGAGCCAGAUCUACGUCCACACAUUGAGUUUUUGAAGCCUGCAGUAAAGGACGGAGAAGACAAGAUGGCUUUGCUCACCUCGCCCAAGGACGGAUUGGAGCUCUUACUGCCUCCAGGAAAGGAGUGGAAGCUGUCGAAUGUGACCACGGCUGGUGGGAAUGAAGAAACCAUGCUCGUUUGCACUUCCGACCAAUCAGUCAAGAAGCGCUAUGUUUACCAAGCCAUGAAGAGCAGCCAGGCCAAACCCAUUGGCACGGCAUUGAAGGGGCUGGAGUCAGCAAAAGAACCGGACAGCUACGUUCCGUCAGGGCGCAAGACCAUCAAGCAACCUCCCACUCCAGAGAGAUCUACUCGCCCAGUCCCGAAGCCGCUGCCAGAGGCAAAAGACGCAGCAAAGGAGGAGGAGCCGCUUGAAAGGGAAUUGGAAGCAAUCGAGAAAGCCAGCAACGUCAAGGGUGACCCAGACAAGAAGAAAGCCAAGACCAGUGAUGCAGAUCCUGGGGACAAUGACAAGUCCGAGUCGAAGGUUAAGAGCGGUGAUUCCGGGGACAAGGCCAAGGAGAAGACCCUGAAGAGUGACGCGGACACGGAAAAGGUGAAGGGGAAAAGCGGCGAUGGAGACUCUGGGGACAAGAAGAAGGAGAAGAGUGGCGAUGGCGGGGACAAGACGAAGGGGAAGAGCUCAGGCUCAGGUGCAAACAAGGACAAGGCCAAGGACGGCGACAGCAUGGAUGUGUCCUGA